Messenger RNA from Mercenaria mercenaria, 4290 nucleotides. Its product is annotated as erythroid differentiation-related factor 1-like. Bases 105 to 3518 code for a protein of 1137 amino acids. The record is from RefSeq and is a predicted model, not a curated record. Gene Ontology annotation, biological process: positive regulation of DNA-templated transcription. NCBI's taxonomy places the organism in Eukaryota, Metazoa, Mollusca, Bivalvia, Venerida, Veneridae. The transcript is spliced from 21 exons.
CUUAUAGAUAUCACGCCGCAUUAUUAUUUCUAGAAAUUUCGGGAAAAAUACAAACAAAAAUACAAUUUGGGACAUAAUAUGCCGUGCGGUAACUCUUAGAAACAAUGGCAGAGAAGUUAAAGGAACAGGCUGACAAUCAGCUGGUACCAGUCAGUUACGGACCUAGUAAAGCAGUGGUCCCUUUGAAAGAGGUUCGGUCUGAUGCAGAAGUUAGGCAUGGAAUUGUUCAUUUCUCCACGCACAUUGCUCCACUACGUUUGCACACGAACCUGAACAUUCCACCGUCAAACUGGUUGAGAAGCUCUUCAAAAUUAGAGCAGCAUGUACAUGAUCUUACUUGGCGUAGUUCUCGGAAACCAUCUGAGUUUUCCAGUAUUGAUAUGGCACAUAAGUCACCUGACCUUACUGGAGAAGUAGAUGUUAUAACUCAUGCUGAUAAUAUCAAGAAGCUGUUAAAAAUUCCCUUUGAGAACUCACACAUAAGCAUGAUGGUUCACAGAGUGGGGAAGUCCUUGCUACUGGACGAGUUUGACAUACAUAAACAUUUACUCCGGAAGGAACAGACUGAAUGGGCAUGGUUAAGACGAUUUUAUUAUGAAUCUGUACUUGACAGUAUGAAGUGUGUGCCAAGACAGAGCAAGAGUAGGGAUAAUCUGCAGAAUAGAAAUAUGUACUCCAAGUUCCUCUAUCACAGUCUGUGUGAAUCAGCUGAAAGUGGCGUCUGUAUGAUAAAUCAUGGUCUACUUCCCAAAGAAGACAAGACAGUUAUACCAGAUCCUUUACCAAAGCCAGUCGGAAGUCAAACCCAUCGUGAUGUACUGUGGACAUUUGAAGAUAUUAAGAUGCUGAUUGGGACAGAUUUACCUGUGUUUUGUGAUGACAGCUACUGUGUUAGUCUAAGGCUAAGUGAUAUGAGGACUCCUGUGAAUGUGUUAACGGGCUUGGACUACUGGUUAGAUAACUUGAUGUGUAAUGUUCCUGAAGUUGCUAUGUGUUUCCAUGUGAAUGGAAUUGUUCAGAAAUACGAAAUCGUGAAAACUGAAGACAUUCCCCACUUGGAAAAUUCGAGAUUCGACCCUUGCGUUGUGACUGAUAUCGCCACAAAUAUAUUGUCAUUCUUGAAAAAUAAUGCUACAAAAGAGGGCCAUACAUACUGGUUGUACAAAGGUACAAAUGAUGAUGUUGUAAAGCUGUAUGACCUGACUACAGUCUGUAGUGAUAUGGAAAACACAUCUGAACAGAACCCAUUCAUAGUACCUCUAGGCAUGCUCUUGUACAGAGUGGCUAGGAAUAUGUGGACAAACGAUAAACUUGUUAAAGCCUCACUUAUCAGAACUCUACUUGAGAAUUGCCUUUGUCUUCUUGAUGAAAAGAAGCAUUCUCAGGUUUGUACAUCAGCCAGUUACCUCCUGUCAGACAUUUACGUUCCUGAUAAGUCGCUAGAAGAUGAUUGGUCGUUACCCGGCGAGUCUCCUGAAGAGAGCACUGAUGAGGAAUCAGGGCAGGAAACAGAGGAGAAUAAGAUGUCCAAUUCUGUUGAUGUGAAAGCUUUGUCAAAGACUGGCAGCAUGUCAAGGUCAAAUGAACUUGUUAGGCUGAAACCUUUCAAUGAAACUGUUGAUGAGAGGUGUGUUGAAGCUGUGAAGUGCAUUUACAGGGCUCUGGUAUGUUUAGAAUAUGACUUAAAAGUAGGACAACAUAAAAAAUCCCGUAUUGUAGAGGAACAAGCAAAAUGCGACUCAGAUACAGCCAUUCCACUGCAUUAUGAGCCAUUAAAAAGAAAGACAGCAACUUUACCUCCUGACCCCUCAGAUGCAGAAAAGUCAAGGUCAGAUGACUUACAAAUGACCUCCUUUAACAAGGAGGCAGAAGGUCAACAGAAAGGUCAAACAUGGCAUCAGCUGUCGAAGGGAUUAUUGUUUAGAAAGGCUGCAGUGACAUUUUCUGCAAUGACGAGAGGCUGUAUGAAUAAAGGAGAGUGUGUAAAAUCUGUCAAAUACUUGAAGCUGGCAAUGGUGUGCUUAAAUGCAAUGAAAGCUGUUAUACCUCAUAAAGCUGGAGAGAACGAUGCCCUUCUUUCAAACUUGUUGGGUUUGUGUGGUGACAUUCAACUGGUUCUCACAAAAUCUCAGCUGUCUGAAAUAGACUGGGAUACAUUAUGGAAAACAUCCCCUGUAGAAGAAAAUGGUAUUCUGGAAAUGGCUGAAAAGGAAUUCGAAUCUUUUGAGUAUGAGGAAAUGUUUAAGCUGGAGAGUUUGUUGGAUAGCUUGACUUUGUGCAUUGAUUGCUAUAAAAGGGCCAUAGAUCUUAUCUCAAAGAAGAGGGGACAUGUAUAUAUACCCCUGUGCAAGAGGAAGGGAAAUGCUCUCAAUGAAUUAGGGGUUUAUUACAUGCAGAGUGCCCAGAAAUUGUUGGAAACUGAAGUGGCUGGAGACAAACCAUCACAGGAAAUGAUGACUCAUUGGAUGAAAGGUCGUCAAGCAUUCUCUCAGGGAAUAGAAGUGUUUGAGGAGAUAGAAGAUAUAGCAAACCAGGCAUUACUUCAUUGUAACUAUGGACGUCUGAUGAGACUCUGUGCAACAACGUAUACUCAGAUAGCGUUAAAAAGUGAGAAACAGGAAUUUACUCCGAAAGAAAGACAUUACUUCCAGAUGGCUAUAGAUGAGUACAAGAAAGCUCUUUCCCUUGGAAGUCACGGUUUCAGGAAUAUAGUGGAGUCAGUGAGAUGGGAACUGUCUACUACAUACUUCAAUAUGGCGUCCUUGCUGCAGGACUACGCUCCAUUGUCGUCAGCAAACAAAGAAGAGAUUGAGAAUGAAGUAACCAACCUAAUGGACUGCUCCCUGAAAUACUGCCGGGAAGAUUCUUCCUUCGCCAGUCAGCCGAUGUAUCAGUUUCGAAUAGCAUGUAUCAAUCACAGACUGGCAUCUCUUUUCCAUAAUACCAUCAGGGGAAACUGUUCUGAGCAGAAAAAGAGACAUUUACGACAGUUGUCUGAAAAGCAUUACAUACAAGCUCUUAAGUUAUAUCAGCAGAUGGAAUGCCAUAUGGAAUUCCUUAGGGCACAGUUGGAAUAUAUAGCUUUACUUGAACGGGGCCUCACAGGUCAGGCUAAUUCAAGAAAUUUGAAAAUUCUUCAACAGAUGUUACAGUGUUUGGCAAACUGUCAGGAACCUUUGAGAGGUUUGGUUAUUCAGCUUUCUGAUACAGACGGACAAACUAAACAUCAGCAGGAAGGGGAGACUAUCUCAGAUAUUAUUGAGGAACGUUUACAGUUUGUUCUUCAGCAGCUUGUUAAAGUACAAACACAUUUACACACAAAGAAAAGUGCUAGCAAGCAGAAAUCCUCUACAUUAACAGAAGUGAAAGCACUGUAUGCUAAAAGUUUAAAUAGUGAUUCCUCAGAAGCAGUGGCUUGUAAACUGCAGAGUAAAUGCUCUUUCUUGGAGACAUUAUUGGAACAAAUUUCUAAUUUCUGUCACAAAAAAGGGGCUCAUCAAGAAGCUGAAGUUACUUGAUAAAUUGAUUGCUGUUUUUUUAGACAAUUACCUGUUGUUUAUAUGCAUUUUAGUAUAAAAGUUCUAUGGUAUAAUGCUAGACCUGUUUUGAAAAGCUGUGAGAGUGAGAUGUCCUGGACAAAUUCCAUGCUGUUAAAGGGAAGCUUUUAUCAAAUUCCCAAGGUUUGGGCGCACAAAGCAAACUGAAGUACUCUGUUCAGUUAAUUCUGUGUUUGAUAUUGUUAGUCUUGAUAUUACCAGAAAACAUAAGCUAUUUGAUGCAGCCGUAUUAUUGUAAAUAAUUAAGGAUGUGAAAUCUGGGGUUUCUAUAAUGGUUGAGAUACAUGUAUGUGUCUAUUCAAAAUCUGGUUGUGCGGAGAAUAUUUCCUCUACAGAUAAGAAUGAAUAAAUACUGGAUAAGAGUUUUGAAAACUCCUAGUGGAUGUUUAAAUUAUAAAAAACAGAUAAUUGUUGAUAUUCCAUCAAACCUUAAUAUUUGAGUUUUAAGAGAUUAUCAUUUGCAUAGUAAUUUUGUUAGUAAUUGCCAAAUUUAUAUUCAAUGUAUGUCAAAUUCAGAAUCAAAAUGUACAGCAAGUGUUUGACGAUUUAAGUAUUUGUUGUAAGCAUUAACGCUUUCAUGUAUACAUAAAAUAUGUCUUGAACACAUUUAAGAAUAUCAUGUAUACAGUAAGAAUUUCUUGAAAACACCAAGUAUUUCUUGUAAAUACAAGUCUUAUGAAGAAUUUACAAAAGACUUAAGUUUAAAAAUGUUACAAAUGUGAAACCUAGAAAU